AUGGGUACAACGGCAACAACAAUAGAGGAAUCCUCCAACAUGGGGGAUACUGAAGAAACUGUGGCAAAUCAAGUGAAAGAAGUGAUAGAGGUAGACAAGGAGGAGGAGGAGCAACCAGGGGAUAAGAAAGGACACCCCUUCGGCGACCAAGGCGGCAGCCUCACGCGCAUCCACCUCUACGUCCACGAGACGUUCAAGGGCGCCAACUCCACCGCGAUCAGGCCGGUCGCGUCGCCGCUCGGCGCCAACUCAUCGUUCGGGUCCGUGGGCGUGCUCGACGACGAGCUGCGCGUCGGCCGGGACCGGGCGUCCGAGCUCCUCGGGCGGUUCCAGGGUCUCGUCCUCGGCACCGGCCUCGAGGGUGGCGCGAACUACCUGACGUCCGUCACCUUCGUGUUCACCGCCGGCGAUUACCAGGGGAGCACGCUGUCGGUGGUGGGCCCUGUGCUCGGGUUCAAGGGCGCCAUCGAACGCCCCGUGGUGGGCGGCACCGGGCAAGUUCAGGAUGGCCAGCGCGGCUACUCCAUGCUGAAGCUCUUGGGCAACCCGACGCCGGAAACUGUCCUCUUCGAGGUCGACCUGUUCGUGCUCGUGCAUCGUGGCAAGUAUUAG
Molecule: messenger RNA, 612 nt
Organism: Setaria italica (foxtail millet)
Lineage: Eukaryota; Viridiplantae; Streptophyta; Magnoliopsida; Poales; Poaceae
Product: dirigent protein 21
Exons: 3
Coding region: 1-612 (203 amino acids)
Source: RefSeq, a predicted model, not a curated record